This is a messenger RNA of Aspergillus ibericus CBS 121593, 633 nucleotides long. RefSeq lists its product as uncharacterized. The record is from RefSeq and is a predicted model, not a curated record. The transcript has a single exon. Gene Ontology annotation, cellular component: mitochondrion. NCBI's taxonomy places the organism in Eukaryota, Fungi, Ascomycota, Eurotiomycetes, Eurotiales, Aspergillaceae. The coding region runs from base 1 to 633 and encodes 210 amino acids.
AUGCCACCACCACGCACCCUCCUCCCUCAAAUCCUCCGCCUAAUAUCCCAGCGCACGCCCAAAACCCCCCGCCGCCUAUUCUCAACCCCUCCUCCACCUCCUUCGGCCCAAACACCCAAAACCUCCCAAUCCCGUCUCCACAAACUCAACGACCGCCUCCCACCGUUCCUCCGCUCCUUCACCACCCCUCUCCUCGGCGCCCCAGCAACCCACAUCACCUCCUUCCUGAUCCUCCACGAAAUCACCGCCGUUGUAAGUUUGUUAGGUCUGGUGGCGGCCUUUCGCUACGGUCCGGGACUCCCCGAUAUGACCUCCAAUAGCUUGUUCCAGGAACAGACGCAGCGGUUUGGACGGUAUUUACGGAAGAAGGGCUGGGUGGAGGAGGUGGAUGUGGAGGAGGCGGUUGGGGUUGGGGAUGCGGAUCGUGGGUUGGAGUUUGAGUCGGCGGUGGGCUUGGGGGAGGGGGAACGGGAGGGCGUGCGUUUGAUUUUGGAGUUUGCGACGGCGUAUAUCAUUACCAAGGCGUUGAUGCCGGUGCGGAUUGCGGUGAGUGUGUGGGCUACGCCGUGGUUUUCGAGAGUGGUUUUGGGGCCGUUGGGGAGGGGGGCGAGGGGAUUGUUUGGGAGGAAGUGA